UCGGAAGAAAAAAUUACACCAAUUAAAACAAUUUCCAUUGAUUCGCUAAAUUUUUGCGAAACAGAAUUAAGAAAAUUAGAUAAUUUUAAAUGUGAAUCAAUUGUUAAUUAUUCACAAAAUGAUUCCAUUGAAUCAGAUAUUUUGAAAAAUAUAAAAACACGAAUAGACGAAGAUUUUGCAGAAAAUUUUAAUAUUCAAAAUUCACCAAUUUCCAAAUUACCCCAACGAAUAAUGUUAAAUGAAAAAAAUUCAUCAACUAUAAUAAUGGAAAAAAAAAUUUUACAUAAAAAUGAAAAAAUUACCACCUAUUUGGAAAAAAAUGAAAAAAUUUUAUCACCCAAAACAUUUCGUAUGAAAAAAAGUCCAAAAAAAUCACUAAUACCAAAAGCAAUAAAAUCAAUGAAAUUACAAGAUGAGAAAUUAUUAAUAAAUAACGAAUUAAAUUUAAUAAUGAGAGAAAAUAGUGAAAAUUUUGAAUGGAGAAAUCUUGAAUUAAAUGAGGGAAAAAAUUCACCAACAAGAAAUUUAAUCGAAUCUAUUGAUUCGGGAAUUCAUACGGAUUUUUCUCUAACCGAACAAAGAAUAGAAAAAAAUUCCUAUCGUUCGACAAAUGAUGAUUCCUUAAGAUUGAGGGGGAAAAAUGACAAUUUAUUUGAAUCAAGAAUGGGAUUUCGAUAUUUUGAUAUUAAUAAUGAAAUUUUUUGGUCUAACGAUGAGGCAAUGGAUUGUAAACUUGAGGAAGUUGUUGAGAAUUUACGUGAAGAAUUGUAUCAAUUUGAAAUGAGAAUGAGAGAAAAAAUUAAUGGAAAUAAUUUAUUGGUUCAUGAUGAAAAUUUUGAUUUUAGCUACAGAAAUAUUGAAAAGCCGAGACGUAAAAGCUCAUUCACCAGUUGGUCAGAUUCUUCAAAGAAUUCUUUUUUGUCCAGCGGAGAGGAUUUUGACAUGAAUAUCUCAAGCCCCACACUCUCACUAUUCACAGAUUCAGAAUAUGAAAAAUCUUCCCAAAUAUAUUCAGAUUAAUUUUUAAGUCAGUGGUUUUUUUUUUUUUUGCAAUUUGCAAUAAAGGAAUGUAAUAAUGUUCUUGUAAAAAAAGUACAAAAUGCUUUUUUUUUGUUAUUUUUCAAUUUUAAUCUCAAAUAAAAAAUAGUUUUUUUGUUAACAAAUUUUGUACAAUAAUUAGAAACCAGUUAUAAAACGAAAAAAAAGUAAAUGAAAAUUUUUUUUUUAUCAAAAA
Molecule: messenger RNA, 1234 nt
Organism: Leptopilina boulardi
Lineage: Eukaryota; Metazoa; Arthropoda; Insecta; Hymenoptera; Figitidae
Exons: 2
Coding region: 232-1020 (262 amino acids)
Source: RefSeq, a predicted model, not a curated record